This is a messenger RNA of Aspergillus melleus, 990 nucleotides long. RefSeq names its product serine/threonine-protein phosphatase. Lineage: Eukaryota; Fungi; Ascomycota; Eurotiomycetes; Eurotiales; Aspergillaceae. The record is from RefSeq and is a predicted model, not a curated record. The coding region runs from base 1 to 990 and encodes 329 amino acids. Gene Ontology annotation, molecular function: protein serine/threonine phosphatase activity. Gene Ontology annotation, cellular component: cytosol. Gene Ontology annotation, biological process: peptidyl-serine dephosphorylation; mitotic cell cycle. The transcript is spliced from 6 exons.
AUGGAUAACAACAUGGAGAUCGAUGCGGCGCGGUCGCCCGAACCCCACCAUCUGUCGCCCACCACCGACCCUGGGUCGAUACCGACGCUGGACGGAUGGAUCGAGAACUUGAUGAGCUGCAAGCAACUGGCGGAGGAAGAUGUACGAAGACUGUGUGACCGAGCAAGGGAAGUGUUGCAGGAGGAGUCAAACGUGCAGCCCGUUAAAUGCCCGGUCACUGUGUGCGGUGAUAUACACGGUCAAUUCCAUGACUUGAUGGAGCUUUUCCGUAUUGGCGGACCGAAUCCAGACACCAACUACCUGUUCAUGGGUGACUACGUCGAUCGGGGUUACUACUCCGUCGAAACCGUGACCCUUCUCGUCAGCCUCAAGAUCCGUUACCCCCAGCGGAUCACGAUUCUCCGAGGAAACCACGAGUCCCGCCAGAUCACGCAAGUGUACGGUUUCUACGACGAGUGCCUGCGCAAAUAUGGCAACGCCAACGUGUGGAAAUACUUCACCGACCUUUUCGACUACCUCCCCCUCACCGCACUCAUUGAGAACCAGAUCUUCUGUCUUCACGGCGGUCUGAGCCCGUCGAUCGACACGCUCGACAACAUCCGGUCGCUGGACCGAAUCCAGGAAGUUCCCCACGAGGGGCCGAUGUGUGACUUGCUGUGGAGUGAUCCCGACGACCGAUGCGGCUGGGGUAUCUCCCCCCGUGGUGCUGGAUACACAUUCGGGCAGGAUAUCUCGGAGGCAUUUAAUCACAACAACGGCUUGACUCUGGUGGCACGAGCGCAUCAACUGGUAAUGGAGGGAUACAAUUGGUCGCAGGACCGGAAUGUCGUGACUAUUUUCUCGGCUCCGAACUACUGCUACCGGUGCGGUAACCAGGCCGCCAUUAUGGAAAUUGAUGAGCAUCUGAAGUAUACGUUCCUACAGUUUGAUCCCUGCCCGCGCGCAGGAGAACCGAUGGUAUCGAGGCGCACGCCCGACUAUUUCCUUUAA